AUAAACCAAAAUAAUAGCUCACAACUCUUUUAUUUCUCCAUUCCCUUUGAACUAUUCUCCUUUUUUUAGAGUCUUUUUUUUUAAAAAAAAAUAAAAAAUCUAAAUAACUAUGGGUAGUUUGGAAGUUGAGAAAAAAGCUAUUGGCUGGGCUGCAAGAGAUCCUUCUGGUAUACUUUCACCUUAUACCUACACUCUAAGAAACACAGGGCCUGAUGAUGUGCAAGUCAAAAUUUUGUACUGUGGACUUUGUCACAGUGAUAUUCACCAGGUUAAAAAUGAUCUUGGCAUGUCCAAUUACCCUAUGGUUCCUGGACAUGAAGUUGUUGGAGAAGUGGUAGAGGUAGGGCCAGAGGUAUCAAAAUUCAAAGUGGGGGAUAUAGUUGGAGUUGGAUUGCUUGUUGGAUGUUGCAAAACUUGCAGGCCUUGUAAGCAAGACAUUGAGCAAUAUUGUGCUAAGAAGAUAUGGAAUUGCAAUGAUGUCUACACUGAUGGCAAGCCAACCCAAGGUGGUUUUGCUAAUUUCAUGGUUGUUGAACAAAAAUUUGUGGUGAAAAUUCCAGAUGGUAUGGCACCAGAACAAGCAGCACCACUAUUAUGUGCUGGUGUGACAGUGUACAGUCCAUUGAACCAUUUUGGUUUUAACCAAAGUGGACUAAGAGGUGGGAUUUUGGGACUUGGAGGAGUUGGACACAUGGGAGUAAAAAUAGCAAAGGCAAUGGGACAUCAUGUUACUGUCAUUAGUUCUUCAGAUAAGAAAAGACAAGAGGCAUUGGACCACCUAGGAGCUGAUGAUUAUCUUGUUAGUUCAGACAAUGAAAAAAUGCAAGAAGCUGCUGAUUCACUUGAUUAUAUUAUUGACACUGUACCUGUUAAUCAUCCUCUUGAACCUUAUCUAUCUUUGCUUAAAGUGGAUGGCAAGUUAAUCUUGAUGGGAGUGAUCAACACUCCUUUGCAAUUUGUCUCACCAAUGGUUAUGCUAGGGAGAAAGAGCAUCACUGGAAGCUUUAUUGGUAGCAUGAAGGAAACAGAGGAAGUGCUACAUUUUUGCAAAGAAAAAGUUGUUACUUCUCAAAUUGAAAUGGUGAAAAUGGAUUAUAUCAACACUGCAAUGGAAAGGUUGGAGAAAAAUGAUGUGAGGUACAGAUUUGUGGUGGAUGUUGCUGGAAGCAAGCUUGACCAGUAAUAUUACACAAGAAAAGGCUAUAUAAUAUAUUAUAAGGAGAAAAAUUGGAAUACUCAACUUUGAUAUUGUCAUCGUUUGUUUCCUUCAAUUUGUACUUGUAUUUUGUUAUUUUUAAAUUGAACCUGUAUUAUCGUGUUUGGUGAUUGAAUGUUACACUUCUGUGCUUUGGUUUCUACUU
Molecule: messenger RNA, 1361 nt
Organism: Solanum pennellii
Lineage: Eukaryota; Viridiplantae; Streptophyta; Magnoliopsida; Solanales; Solanaceae
Product: probable cinnamyl alcohol dehydrogenase 1
Exons: 5
Coding region: 110-1183 (357 amino acids)
Biological process (GO): lignin biosynthetic process
Molecular function (GO): zinc ion binding; cinnamyl-alcohol dehydrogenase activity
Source: RefSeq, a predicted model, not a curated record